Molecule: messenger RNA, 2413 nt
Organism: Arachis duranensis
Lineage: Eukaryota; Viridiplantae; Streptophyta; Magnoliopsida; Fabales; Fabaceae
Product: DNA cross-link repair protein SNM1
Exons: 10
Coding region: 63-1592 (509 amino acids)
Biological process (GO): interstrand cross-link repair; protection from non-homologous end joining at telomere; double-strand break repair via nonhomologous end joining
Molecular function (GO): damaged DNA binding; 5'-3' DNA exonuclease activity
Source: RefSeq, a predicted model, not a curated record
UUUCCCGCUGUUUCGUUUAAAACACUAAAAUCAGAUAUUGUUUGCGCGCCCUCACAUAGCCGAUGCCGCUAUCCGCCGCCACAGCCGGCGGCUCAGUGCCGCCCGCGCUAGAAGAGAAUCCAUCACCACAAGACGGCGACGGUUACGGCGUUAUCGACAUCCCCGGCGUUGUUUCACUUGACGAGGAGGGAUUCCCGUCACAGAUCCCUUACGAAGACUCUCCACCAAACACCGCCGGCGAGCGAUCGGCGACAUCGGCAGGAAAGAGCAGCUUCGCCGCCGAUUUCUAUAGCUGCGGUGCCGAUUGGUCCUCGCUGUUGUCGCCGGAGGAUCGCAGACACAGCGGCGGUUUCGGUUCGGUUCAUUCGGCGAAGAAGUUGAAGCAGGCAAAUUUGUUUCAGGUUUGGGGAUUCAAACGAAACGGCGCCGCCGAAUCUGAUUCGGCUUCGUCUAUUGAAUCUUGCAAACCUAACCAAUGUGAUUCUUUUACCGGUGGAGGCGAAAGCGUUGAAUCAAAAUCUUCUCAUAAGAGAAAGGAAAGCCGUGAAGAAGUUAGAGUGACGCGUACCUGUCCUUUUUAUAAGAAAAUUCCAGGGACAAGCUUCACUGUUGAUGCAUUCCGUUAUGGGUGUAUUGAAGGGUGCUCUGCAUACUUUCUUAGUCACUUCCAUUCCGAUCAUUAUGGCGGCCUUAGCAAGAAAUGGUCACAUGGCCCCAUUUAUUGCUCUCCUCUUACAGGAAGGCUUGUUCAAAUGUGUCUCUCGGUAAAUCCCUUGUACAUCCACCCUUUGGAAUUUAAUGUUGAAUAUGUGGUUUGUGGUGUCAAAGUGACUUUGUUGGAAGCUAAUCAUUGCCCUGGUGCAGCGUUGAUUCACUUUGGCCUCUCAAAUGGGCAAUGUUAUUUGCAUACCGGAGACUUUAGAGCUUGUAAACAAAUGCAAGCUUACCAUACCCUUGUAAAUCAACAUGUGAAUGUCCUUUACUUAGACACUACAUAUUGCAACCCAAAGUACAAUUUCCCUUCCAAGGAAGACGUACUCAAUUAUGUUGUCAAAGUUACAAAGAACCAACUUAAAGUGCAUCCCAAAACUUUGGUGGUUGUUGGAGCGUAUAGUAUUGGCAAAGAGUGUGUAUAUCUUGCAAUUUCUAAGGCUCUUGGGGUAAAAAUUUAUGCAACUGCUUCAAGAAGGAAAAUUUUGCUGGCUUUUGGUUGGUCUGAGCUUUCUGAUAGUCUGUGUAUUAAUGGAAAUAACACAUUUCUCCAUGUUCUUCCCAUGUCAUCUCUCAGAUUGGAGUCUUUAAAGGAUUACAUGAAGACCUACAAGGAAAAAUACACAGCAGUAUUGGCAUUUCGUCCAACAGGUUGGACUUUCAGCGAAAAGAUUCGCAAUGAUCUAGAACUAAUUAAACCUAUUUCCAAAGGAAAUAUCACAAUAUAUGGUGUUCCCUACAGUGAGCACUCCAGCUUCACAGAACUGCGAGGUUUUGUUCAGUUUUUGAGGCCUGAUAAAAUAGUUCCAACUGUGAAUGUCGGAAAUGCGGCUACUCGAGAAAAGAUGCAAUCUUACUUCCGAGACUGGUUGAAGGGUUAACGUCUUCUCUCCCUUCAAGAAAUUUGGGAUUGUAAUAAGAGAUACCCAUUUAAUGAAGAUGGAAUUCGCAGGGGGAAUUCGACAUCUAUUGCAAUCUGCAGAAGGCGAUACAUGGAUUCUUUUGGAAGGUUAGCCAUCACGAUAACAUGUUUGAUCUAAUUGCUGCAACACCUUUUGUUUGUCUGCUUGAAAGAAUAUCGUCCUGCAGGACUUAUAUGACGAAAAUAUAGGAUGAAAUGUCAUGCCUUCUGAUAUUUGUCUUGUGCGAAGCACUUACCCAUUUUAUUGAAGAAUCAUAGUUGGUACCUAGUUGGAGGUCACAACUUGAAUGCAGAUUCCCGCCAAGAUUCCUACUAUUUAUUGCAAUUUUUUAAUUUUAAUUUUAUUUUGUACAAGUAAUAUUAGUUAGGUACUUAGGUUCCAUAUGGCUUUGUUACAGCCACAAUAGCUAUUUCUUAUCAUCCUUAUCUAUCAAUGGACAACAUCUUUCAUGAUUGCAUCUUGCAAUCAACCUAUUCCUCUUAAUAUCCUGAAUCAAGUGCCACACAUCAUCUAAUUUCUAUUUCUAAUAGCAUUAUUUUUUACUUUGAUUACACAGCAUCUGACCAACUUUACAUUGCCAAUGAUUCAGAUUUUUCUAUCUUCAAAUAAGGUUAUCCAUUUUGCAAAAUACUUAUAACAAUACCAGUUUUAUUUUAGACAAUUUUUUACAUGUACCUGAUAUUGCUACAAAUUUAGUUAGUGUCUCUAAGUUAUGCCUUGUCAGUAAUGUUUUCUUUGAAUUUCAUACUUUUCAUUGUCUUGUUAAAUCUCAGGCGACA